Molecule: messenger RNA, 1023 nt
Organism: Fusarium tjaetaba
Lineage: Eukaryota; Fungi; Ascomycota; Sordariomycetes; Hypocreales; Nectriaceae
Product: carrier YMC1 mitochondrial
Exons: 2
Coding region: 1-1023 (340 amino acids)
Biological process (GO): transmembrane transport
Molecular function (GO): transmembrane transporter activity
Source: RefSeq, a predicted model, not a curated record
AUGGCUGCAGACGUGCAAGGGAAGAUUAUAUUGAAUGAGCCAGAACCCAUAAAGACAAAGGGAAAGAAGACAAGUAACGUCGGCGGUGGAAGCGGUGCACAUGAUUACAAAGGCUUUGUAGCGGGUGUCUUCAGCGGCAUCGCCAAGCUCUCAGUUGGGCAUCCAUUUGACACUAUCAAAGUCCGUCUACAAACAACAGACCCAAGCCGCUUCAGUGGCCCUCUGCAAUGCGUUACCCAGACUAUUCGCCAUGAGGGCUUUCGCGGGCUCUACAAAGGCGCAACACCGCCUUUGGUCGGAUGGAUGUUUAUGGACUCGGUCAUGCUGGGCUCGCUCACCGUCUACCGUCGUCUCCUCUCAGAACAUGUCUUCAAUGUUGAGCCACUAGGAACCGAUGUUACGGCAUCUUCACCCGGCACAGCCCCAAAGGGUCACACAGCGCUACCCAGCUUCGGCCAUGGUAUCGCGGGAAUAUUAGCUGGCUCAACGGUGAGCUUCAUUGCUGCUCCAGUCGAGCACGUCAAGGCACGAUUGCAGAUCCAAUACGCAGCGCAAAAAGCAGACAGAUUAUACGCCGGGCCGAUUGAUUGUCUGCGCAAGAUCUACCGCUACCAUGGCAUCAAGGGCGUGUAUCAUGGCCUCUCAGCGACCCUUCUGUUUCGAGGAUUCUUCUUCUGCUGGUGGGGCAGCUACGAUAUCUUAUCUCGACAACUACGCGAGAAGACAAACCUAAGUGCACCGGCAGUGAAUUUCUGGGCGGGAGGCCUGAGUGCGCAAGUGUUUUGGUUGACUAGUUAUCCGAGUGACGUAGUCAAGCAGCGCAUCAUGACAGAUCCGCUGGGAGGCGGCCUCAACGAUGGAGUCAGGAGAUUUCCUCGUUGGAAGGACGCAGCAGUUGCUGUGUACAGGGAGGGAGGUUGGAAGGGAUACUGGAGAGGGUUUGUUCCAUGUUUUCUGAGGGCGUUUCCGGCGAAUGCCAUGGCGCUGGUUGCUUUUGAGGGUGUCAUGAGAUCGUUGCCAUGA